AUGGGCAAAAAAACUUCAUUGAAAGACAUGCCCUCUUUUUCCCAAAAUGAAAAUAAAAACGACAGUGACAAUUGGUCGAAUAAUUCACAAAUACUUCCUGGCCCGUCUUCAUUACCGUUUAUCGGUAAUCUACAUCAGAUACGCGACCCGAUGCAUAUAGCGUUCAAUCAAAUGUCUACCAAGUAUGGGCCUAUUUUUAAGAUUAAACUGGGUCCACAGGUAUAUGCUAUUAUCAAUGAUGACAAGAUUGUAGACGACCUUGUAAUUCGGGGAGGUGCAAUUUAUUUUUCGAGUUCUUCACAUUAUAUUCCAAAGGAAACUUUACCAAGAGAUUCUGAAAUUGCACCUUAUGGAACAUACUGGAGAACAAUGCAUUCACUAACACGAAGAGCAAUAACACGAUACAUUGUCAAUACACACUAUCAAAACAUCAUACAUCGUGAAGUUCGAAACUUCAUGUACCGAUUAUACCAAACCUCAAGCGGGCCCACCGAUCCAACUGACGAUUUAAAAAUUUGCAUUUUAAAUGUUCUCGCCACGAUAACAUACGGAAGCAGGUCAGAAUUAACCGCGCCAACAUUUAAAAGAUUCUAUAAUUCAUUGGCGGAAUCUUAUUCGAUGGACGCCAAUAGUAAAAUAACUGGAGCAUUUCCUUGGCUAUCAAGAACACCGUCGUCUGUCAGAAAACAUAAAUCACGUGAAUUGAAAGCAAGAAAACGGUUAACUGAUACUGCUAAAGAAUUGAUUGUUGAUUUACAACAACGUGUUACGACGGAAAAAGAACGACAACAUUGUUUUGCAGCUCAGAUUUUGAGAUCAAUAAGAAAAAAUAAUGAUAGAGGAAUAACUGUGCAGCAGCUUUAUGAAGAAAUUGAUCAUCAGACCUUCGACGAAUACGAUUCGUUGCAUUUAAUUGCGAUGUUUUUAUUCGGAGGAACUGGUGCUGUGACAUGUCAACAGAGAUGGAUAUUCGCUCAACUCUCUUACCUUCCCAAAGAACAAUACAAAAUUCAACGUGAACUUUAUAGUUUAAUCGGACAAGGAAAUUAUCCAAGUCCAAAAGACUAUGCGAGAUUACCAUAUUUACGUGCUGUUAUAAGGGAAUGUCUUCGAUUUAGACCUUUAGGUUACUUCACAGUUCCUCAUGCAAUACCAGUCGAUGAUGUCUAUCGAGGAUAUCAUAUCCCUGCGAAAAGUACAAUGUUAGUCAACACUAAUCCACUGCAUUUCAGUUCAGCAUUGUGGGAUAGACCUAAAAGAUUUAUUCCGGAACGAUUUCUGGACGCAAAUGGUCAACUAAAACAGUUCAAGAAUGACUGGGAAGAUCCAUGGGUCUGGUGUAAAGGACCACAAGGAUGUAUUGGAAAAGAAUUGGCAGAACGAAUGUUGUGCACAAUUGUCGCAUACACUCUCACUUAUUUCACAAUUCAACGAGAAAUCGAUCCCAAAACGGGACAGCCAUUCGAAUUGAAUAUGAAAGGUGAAGCUUACGGCCUCGAUUUAAGUGCACCUUCUAAUUUUAACCUGAAAUUUGUACCAAGGGCAGGGAUUAAAUUUGAUGAGCUUUUGAGAGUUGAUUUAUAA
Ambispora gerdemannii is the source of this 1584-nucleotide messenger RNA. The record is from the annotation of a GenBank genome assembly. NCBI's taxonomy places the organism in Eukaryota, Fungi, Glomeromycota, Glomeromycetes, Archaeosporales, Ambisporaceae.